AUGGAACAACAGCUACAAAUUAUUCGAUCGAUUGAAGACGUGUUUUUCUACUUUACAGAUGACGUUGCAGGUUUCCUGGGUCCGGCAUAGGGACGUUCAUCUGCUCACCAUCGGCCGUUACACGUACACGAACGAUCAGCGAUUCAGGCCGAUCCACAACGCGCAGACGGACGAUUGGACGCUGGAGAUCAAGUAUCCGCAACUUCGGGAUAGCGGUUAUUACGAGUGUCAGGUCUCGACGACGCCGCACAUGAGCCAUAUUGUAUACCUGGACGUGAUCGGUGAGAGCUUUUUUUUGCACGUUGCACGCAUUCGAAUACACAUUUUCGGUAUGAAAAUCGAGGGAAACUGAUUCGGUUUGGCAUAUUUCAUUUCUGUCAUUUUCACUCGCGAUGGAAUAUCAAUACAUUGUAGUUCAGUUUAGUCUUUGCCCUUGCGCAUUAAUGUUUUAUAUACCGAUAUGAAUGAAUGUAAACUACAAAGUAAUAGAAUAUUGAUUAAAUGUAUUAUAGUUCGUAGCAAGCCUUGUUUUCAUAUGUCAAUCUGUUGUAAAGAACGGAAAUAACGAUUUGGAGCAUAAUCGAUAA
Molecule: messenger RNA, 587 nt
Organism: Heterotrigona itama
Lineage: Eukaryota; Metazoa; Arthropoda; Insecta; Hymenoptera; Apidae
Source: the annotation of a GenBank genome assembly